AUGCCGAACUACGCAUUUCACUGGGUCUUAUUCACGAGUUCGUGCCCAUUUGAUAGGCGUAAACCUAGUGAAAAGAAAGCAGCAGGUGUAAACCUAUGCCCGAAGGUGAGCCAAGAAAUGAGGGAAUUGCUGAAACAGGAGGAAGAAGAAGCACAAAGAAUCUUUGGUGGAAAUGCUAGGGCCAAAAAACUUCAAAGGCCAAAGGUUAUACAAGAUAAUGGGUCCUCUCCUGGUAUGAAGAAAACAAUUGCAAACAUUUUUCAAACCAAUGACAGGGAGGACCUGGACCAAAGGGUUGCCAGAUUCUUUUAUGGUAAUUGCAUUCCCUUCAAUGUUGCGAAGUCCCCUUUUUGGACAGAUAUGGUUACUGGCAUCAAUAAUGCACCAAAGGGGUACAAAGCCCCCAACUAUGAGAAGAUAAGAACUUCUUUGUUGGACAAAGAACAGAGCAAGGUGCAGCGUGCCCUUACCCCUAUAAUGCAAGAUUGGAGCACACAUGGAUUGUCUAUUGCUUCUGAUGGUUGGUCAAAUUUAAAGAACCAACAGUUGAUUAACACCAUGGCUGUGUCAAGUGGUAAAGCUGUUUUUGUAAAUGGGCAUGAUGUUUCUGGAAUAGAGAAAACUGGACUCAAUAUUGCUGAGUUCAUCUUCAAGGCCAUCGAUUUUGUUGGGCCCUCCAACGUGGUGCAGGUUAUCACUGAUAAUGCAUCCAAUUGCAAGGCUGCGGGGGCAAUAAUUCAAGACAAACAUGCACACAUCUUUUGGUUCGGUUGCUUAGCUCAUACAUUGAAUUUGUUGAUGAAAGAUAUUGGUAAGAGUUCUAAUCCAUCUCUAUCUUUCUUCAAUGAGAGAGCUAUAACAAAGGCAAAGCAGUGGUGA
Messenger RNA from Rhododendron vialii, 879 nucleotides. RefSeq lists its product as uncharacterized. Bases 1 to 879 code for a protein of 292 amino acids. Lineage: Eukaryota; Viridiplantae; Streptophyta; Magnoliopsida; Ericales; Ericaceae. The record is from RefSeq and is a predicted model, not a curated record. The transcript has 3 exons.